AUGUCAUUGAUAGGGGGAGUGUUGAAGGCAUUUACAUCUAUUCAAGCCACACAGCCACAACUUGUUUCUGCAAACAACGUUAAAAGAGCUGCUGUUGCGCUGAUCCUGCGAUUUAGAUUGGUUGAUAGUAGUCGCGGUGGUGAUGGCAGUCCCAGUCCUAGUCCCAGUCCCACCAGUCCUUCCGAUAGCGAUUCUUCUUUGGAAGAUUUAUUCAAUCAGCCGUGGAUGCGCGAUGGCAAUGUCAUUCCAGAGAUUCUAUUUAUCCAGCGUGCUGCACGUAAUGGUGACCGAUGGUCUGGUCACGUCGCCUGCCCUGGUGGGCGCUAUGAGCCAGACGACGAAAAUCUCAAGUAUACCGCCAUGCGUGAAUGCUGGGAAGAAAUCGGACUCGAUAUCUCUGACCGACGUCAUUUCCUCCCUCUUGGCCAGCUCGAUGAUAGGGAAGUGACCAGCAGUCUGGGGAAAAAGCUGCUGAUGAUCCUCUCCCCAUUCGUCUUUAUCCAGACGAGGCCCGUCGAUCACACUCUGCAGCUCGAGGCGCAGGAAGUGGAGUCUGUGCAUUGGAUACCGGUUGACGCACUCACUGAUAACGCCGUUUAUACGCACGUAGAGGUAGAUCUACCCGCUCGUCUCUCUCCUAAAUCGGAAAUGGGACGCUGGGUUCUCGCGAGUGUGCUGUCUAAUUCCUCACUCAGCUUUCCUGCGAUAGAGCUCGCUAAUAGACCGGCAGCAGUCGCUAGCCAGAGUGGCCUCGCUAGUGUGGCGCUGGAGGAGGAGAACGACGAGGAUUUUGCGCCGCCUAUGCCCGCUGAGCUGGACGACUCCAUCAGCGAGUUACGCCAACGUACUGUACAGAACAGGCAGGUUGCGGAGGACAGAAAGGAGAGGAAAGUGGGGAAAGACAUGACACAGCUAUCCAAACGCCCCUCUCUCAGACUGUGGGGUCUAACACUAGGCUUCACACUCGAUUUCCUCAGCCACAUACCAAGCAAGGCGAGUGAAGAUACUCGUGGCGCGAAAAAAACACCGCAAAACGUCGAAACUACUCGACAUCUAGCCACCGCUCACGUCAUCAAAGCACUCUUCCCGUCGUUCAACUCACCCGAUAUCAACCUGUGGAUGUGGGUGUGCGGGAGAAGAUACCGCUCCAUCCGCCGCCAGUGGGAGCAGGCGGCACGAAACCCAGGCAGUGCUGAUAGGAGAAAGAAUUGGAGUGGCACUAUACGCGCUGCUCACUUUGCGACUAUAAGAAGGGCGUUGAUGUUCGCCGUCGUCUUUCGUAUCUUGGCUGCAUUCACUACUCUCUCCAUCCUCGGUAGGUAUUUGCAAAAGGUUGUUGCGUGGUUUGUUUGA
This is a messenger RNA of Wallemia ichthyophaga EXF-994, 1353 nucleotides long. RefSeq lists its product as uncharacterized. The record is from RefSeq and is a predicted model, not a curated record. NCBI's taxonomy places the organism in Eukaryota, Fungi, Basidiomycota, Wallemiomycetes, Wallemiales, Wallemiaceae. The coding region runs from base 1 to 1353 and encodes 450 amino acids. Gene Ontology annotation, molecular function: coenzyme A diphosphatase activity. The transcript has 3 exons.